CGAGCUCCACCCUCAGUGCCGGCCACGGCGUCUCUGCCAAUAAAUAAGGGCAAACCACUUCCCCUCUUUGUUUAUCUCCAAAAUGGAUGCUUUCAAUGGGAUUUUAAAGUUUGUCCUGAACCAGAAAACUGUGAUUGGCUACAGCUUCAUGGCUCUGCUGACCCUGGGAAGUGAGCGGCUCUUUUCACUUGUGGCAUUUAAGUGCCCCUGCAGCACCGAGAAUGUGGUCUACGGGCUGGUUUUCCUUUUUGCUCCUGCCUGGGUUUUACUGAUCCUGGGAUUCUUUCUGAACAACAGGUCCUGGAGACUCUUCACAGGCUGCUGCGUGAAUCCCAGGAAAAUCUUCCCCAGAGGCCACGGCUGCCGCUUCUUCUAUGUCCUGGGGCAGAUCACUCUGAGUUCCUUGGUGGCUCCAAUGAUGUGGCUGUCUGUGGCUUUGCUCAAUGGGACUUUCUACGAAUGUGCCAUGAGUGGGACAAACAGUUCAAGACUCUUGGCACUGAUUUGCAAGCACAGGCCCAAAGAAUGCUGGGAAGAGCUUCAUAAAGUGUCCUGUGGCCAAACCAGCAUGACAGCCACAGACAAUGAAGAGCUGAAACUGUCCCUGCAAGCCCAGUCUCAGAUUCUAGGAUGGUGCCUGAUUUGUUCAGCAUCUUUCUUCUCUCUGCUCACUACUUGUUAUGCUCGCUGCCGAUCUAAAGUUAGCUACCUGCAGCUGAAUUUUUGGAAGACAUAUGCACAAAGGGAGAAGGAGCAGUUGGAAAAUGCAUUCCUGGACUAUGCCAACCAGCUGAGUGAGAGAAACCUGAAAUGUUUCUUUGAAAACAAGAGGCCAGAAGUCUUCCCCAUGCCUACCUUUGCUUCCUGGGAGGCUGCUUCAGGGCUGCAUUCUUUCGACCAAAGCCAGCAAUACUACAGCACCCUCCAUAAGGUGGUGGAGGAUGGCCUGGAACUUAGCCCUGAGGAAGAUGAGACCACAAUGGUCCUUGUGGGCAGCACUGACAAUGUGUAGCUCAUCUACCAUUGCUGACUCAAGGCGUCCAAGGGUUCAUUUCUUCUGACAUCUUCUUACUGCAUCAACAGCAAACUCUGAAUAUCUGUGUUUUCUCAUAUUUUCUGUUUACAAGAUGGUAACACAAAGGGAAGCAGCUUUGCAGCUCCCAAGUGCUGACAGUGUCAUGAUGUGCUCAAACGGAUGCUGAGCAACUAGUCGGUCAAGGACGUUGACAAAGGUGCUUUUGCACUGGCUGGGGGUUGGGCUCAGUCUCUUCAGUUCUAAGAUUUUAUGAUUGGCCAGAAGACUCAUGCAGCUAGGUCUGCCCCUCUAUGUAAAUAUGGGUCAUGGCAUCUGGGGGCAGAAGUGGCAGCUUUUGGGUAAGCCAAUUACUCUUAACAGACUACUCUACACAGUGGGAUCAGCAGUGUGGUCAGCAGCAGACCUUGUUCUGUAAAUCUAGCCUACUGCUCUUCAAGGCUGUAUGAAGUUCCAGCAUUCAAAAUUCAUUUCCUCAGAAUCUGAAGACAUCAGUUCUCAAAGAUGAUAUAUGGAAAGGAUAUAACGCCUAAAAUUCAGACCUUUUCACAAGUUUCCAAAGUGCAAUGAAGGUUUGCCCCUGCAGGCAGGGUUGUAUUUUGACUUUUCUGAGCUCUAGGUACUUUUGCCUUCGUGAACCCCUUUCUACAUUAAAAUACACAUACACACACCAGUAUAUAUCCAUGGCUGUAUUGAUAUAAAGAGAAAUAUACUUGUAUAAUGGACAAAUAUUA
Molecule: messenger RNA, 1767 nt
Organism: Artibeus jamaicensis (Jamaican fruit-eating bat)
Lineage: Eukaryota; Metazoa; Chordata; Mammalia; Chiroptera; Phyllostomidae
Gene: CALHM5
Product: calcium homeostasis modulator family member 5
Exons: 2
Coding region: 83-1012 (309 amino acids)
Molecular function (GO): monoatomic cation channel activity
Source: RefSeq, a predicted model, not a curated record